AUGCCGGGUGCGGGAGGUCAGCAACCUCAGAGAACAACAUUUAGACCGCCGUGGGUCAAGGAUGGACCAAAUCCACUACCAAUGCCCUCAGCACCGUGGGCACUUAAUUCUAGAAGAGAAUCUAAGACAAGUAGUGAAGAUGCACCGGCAUUCACUAAAGUCACACUAAAAAGUGUAGCGAAACCGGCAGACGCUGCGGCACCACAAAAACAACCAGCAGAGCCUCAACCAAAAAAGCUAAGUAAAAUAACUAUCGUGCCAACGCAACCUAAAAGCGAUAAGAAUGCAACUAGUAAACUAGCAACAUCAAACGUCAAACAGAGUGAGAAUGAAAGAAGUAAAACAUCAACGGGUCCUAAACUCGGACAGAAGAAUGAAUCGCGUACGGAGACACCGUCUUCGAAACCUCAGCUUGAAAGGCAGAUUCGCGUUGAAAAAUCUCAAUCGCGUAGUGACAACAGAGUUCCUCUUUCUAAAAGUGAAAGUUCAACAGGUGCACCGACAUUAUCAAAAAGUUCAUCAAGGGCGGCGAUACCACCGCCUCCACCGCCACGACCUCCACCACCACCUCCUGCUCGGGUAGUAUUGAAAGAUUUACCCGAGCUUACGAAAACGCAGCAGGAAAAAUUGGAAAUGCUUAAAUCGAGGCCAAGAAAACGUCCUGAUUGGGCUUGUAUGAUGAAAGAACUCGAGAGUGGUAAAAAGCUUAAGCAUGUCAAUUGUAACGACAGAAGUGCUCCAAUCAUUGAGAGAGUUAGCAAAGUUACUGCCGAUCCAGGAAACGCACACUUUGUUUUUGAAUCAGAAAAAUCAAAUAUGCAUAAUAAAUUGCUGCAGCAGAUUCAGUCGGGGGUUAAGUUGAAGAGUGUAAAGACAAAUGAUCGAUCAAGACCAGUGUUGGCGGGAUUGAGGAAAUUUAGACGGCAAUUAACUAUUGAAGAACAGAUGCACAAAGCAGAUACUGCACCUGUCGAUGAUGCUGUACCCGAUGAAAUGGAUGAUAUUGACGCAGUAAGAGAUGACUUGCAAAGCACUAAACAGAUGCUUGCAUUGGAACUGAGAAAUAAAGAGGCAUUGGAAAGAGAUAACAAGAGGCUACAGGCAAGACUUUUAAAUUUGGAAGCAGAGAAUGAAAGAUUGAAAUUGCAACAAAAUGUAACCGAGUACAAAAAGCAGGACGAAAAAAUAGUAGAAUCAUUGAAAAAUGAAGUAGACCAAGCGCGAAAAGAUGUUGAGAAAGUAGAAAAAGAAUUUUCAGUAGUUGCAGAAGAAAGAGAUAGGACAAAACUUGAAUUAGAAGAUUUAAAAAAAAUGUAUGCUGUAUUAGAAAAACGUAUGAAGGCUGACUAUUAUUGGGAUUGGGAACAAGUUGAACCUGAACCCAUAGUAGAAUUCCCACCAGAAUCGGAAGCAACGUGGUAUAAUGUUUCAGGAAUGGCAUUAGCUGGAUGUCCAAGUGCCAAAGAUGUAGCAAAGAUUGCUUCACAAAAAAGUAUCGAAAAGGCAGAGAAGACUCCGAGUGAAUCGGAGGAAGAAGAAGAGGAAGAAAGUUCUGAGGAAGAAGACGAGGAUGAAGAUCCGGAAGCUGUUGCUGAACGGAGAGCAUUAAGAGAAAUUAAAUUAUUAGCAACUAAAAUUAAAAAUUUCAAAGAUAAAGAAGACAAUUCUAAAAAGGAGAGACAUGCAUUGAAAGAACAAAUUAAACAACAGUUAAAAUUAUUAAAAGAAGAAAAGAAAAAGUACAAAUCACUUCAAAAAGAAGUUGAUAAAAUGGCUAAGUUGAUGGCUGAUACUGACGAAGAAGAUGGAGAUGAAAAAGAAGAGGAAGAAGUAGAAGAAGAAAGUGAAUCUGAAGAAGAAUCAGAGUCUGAAGAGUCUGAAGAAGACGAGGAAUCAGAAAUUGAUGAUGAAACAGCUGAUUCAGAAGAUCGAAAGACUAAACUACAGGCGAUUGCAAAGAAACACGAAGGACGUUUAGCUUCAUUGAAGAAAGGAAACUAUUUAUUAAAAGCUCAAGUUGAUAGAUUGAAAGACGAUUUAGCUAAACAAAGAGAAGAAAGUUUAUCUCUGCAGGAAGAUCUUGAUUCAGUACUGGCUGAAUUAGGUUAA
Cotesia congregata is the source of this 2109-nucleotide messenger RNA. The record is from the annotation of a GenBank genome assembly. NCBI's taxonomy places the organism in Eukaryota, Metazoa, Arthropoda, Insecta, Hymenoptera, Braconidae.